This is a messenger RNA of Tigriopus californicus, 381 nucleotides long. RefSeq names its product Y+L amino acid transporter 2-like. Gene Ontology annotation, molecular function: L-amino acid transmembrane transporter activity. Bases 1 to 381 code for a protein of 126 amino acids. The record is from RefSeq and is a predicted model, not a curated record. Gene Ontology annotation, cellular component: membrane. The transcript has a single exon. Gene Ontology annotation, biological process: amino acid transmembrane transport. NCBI's taxonomy places the organism in Eukaryota, Metazoa, Arthropoda, Copepoda, Harpacticoida, Harpacticidae.
AUGGAAUCCGACCACAUUAAAUUGAAGCGAAUGUUAAGUGGAUGGGAUGGUGCAACUUCCAUGAUUUGCUCCAUCAUUGGUUCAGGCAUCUCCGUGUCUCCUAAGGCAGUGCCAAGUAAUGUCGGCUCUCCUGGGAUGUCAUUGGUGAUCUGGUGGGUGAGUGGUCUCAUUUCAUUGGUGCAAGCCUUCAUUUAUGCCGAACUUGUUUUUACAUUCCCCGAAGCUGGAUCCGAAUAUGUCUUCAUUCGUCAAGGGUUUGGCAACUAUUUGGCAUUUUUCUACAUGUGGAUUGCCACUGUCUUCCAACAAAGUGCCUCGCGAGCCAUUGUGUCACUCACAUUAUCCACCUACCUCUGCCAGGUCAUUUGGAGCGACUGCUAA